ACCACGCGUUUGUGCCAUCGCUCUCGUCGUCGCCGUCCGUUCGCCGCCGCCGUUGAUCGACACGACGUAGAGCCGCAAUCUCAGCACAGUCGAUUUUAAAUCGUUUUUACACCGCAUAGGCCCAGGUCAAGCUCAUUCCUCGUCUGCAACGAUCACAGACGAUCGUUGCCGAUUAACUGCAAUAAUUGCACUUCUGCAAGCGCAAUCACAGCAGUAGUGCGACAUUUCCAGUGAUAUAUUAUUAUAUUGGAAUUUCGUCGUCGUCGUCGCUGUAAAAAGUCGCGCGGGACGACCAUGAAACUUCAGACAUUUUCGUCGGGCGGCAGCACGCCGUCGCCACAAGGCUUCUCGCUGUCGCCGACAGCCGGCACCAGCGUCCGGUGGUCGCACUGGAACAGCGCGUUCUGUCCAGUUCGCACGGCCGCCGCGGCCGGGGACAUAUCCUCCGCCGAGAUGCCGUAUCCCGCGAUGGUCACUCCCGGCCACAUGAUGCCGUACAGAUUCAUCAACGUGGGCAAUCCGCCGUACAAUUGGCCGGUCGUGAUACCGUACCCGCCGCUGCCCACAGCAGCCAAUCAUCCGUCGUUCUACUUGUCCAACACCGGUAUCGAAUACCACCGCCAGGUCCAGCUGCAGCUCAAUUACAUACAGCAGCAGCAACACGAUCGGUUCCGGCAGCAGAUCUCGCCGGACAGGGCCAGCCUGGACGCGGCCGGCCAGACGCCCGAAAUGGCCAGAUUCGAUGAAGUUUCUGAAACGCCAUUGAACUUGUGCAUCAAAAAACGAAGUCAAGAAAUUUGGUCGCCCGGAAGUCUGUGCGAGAAGGAAAAGUCGCCCGUUGCCCCGGAAACUUUAACAGACAAUGUAUUGGGAGUAGAGAGAUCUUUCCAGUGUAAGCUGUGCUACAAGACUUUCAAGCGUUCUUCAACACUAUCGACUCAUCUACUAAUUCACUCUGAUACGAGACCGUAUCCGUGUCAAUUUUGUGGUAAACGGUUCCACCAGAAGUCGGAUAUGAAGAAGCACACUUAUAUUCAUACUGGUGAGAAGCCGCACAAGUGCGUGGUGUGUCUCAAGGCGUUCAGCCAGUCGUCCAACUUGAUCACGCACCUGCGCAAACACUCUGGUUAUAGGCCAUUCCCGUGUGGCCUGUGCGACAGGGCAUUCCAGCGGAAGGUGGACCUGCGCAAGCACCGCGAGACCAUGCACCCCGGAUCACCGGCCGCUCAGCAAUACCACAUCACUAGCACCACGGCCGCGGUGGCCGACCAGCAGACCGCCGUCUCCAUUGCCGCACUGCAGGCGCCGUCCACUGUUGCCGCCACUGCUUCCGCAGUCGCCGCCGCCGCCGCCACCGCCGCUGCCGCUACAGCCUCGGCCAUAGACGCCGCCGUGGCCGGAAGUAGCGGCACGCUCAGUUAAUGGGCACGCCGCCCGAAUGACGCGUCGAAAGUCACUCGUUCUUUUUUCGGUGCCCAAGUACACUGCCGCACUAGUCUCUGCCGCGGCUGGCUUGGACACCGAAACGAGCACGAACUUUCAGCGCUCUCUUUUUCGUCGGAGGUUCGACGUCCGCGCAAGCGCAGACGGUGAACACCGUCGCAGCAACACAUUCAAGACUAUAUUAAAAAAAAAACUAUUAUAUUAUAUAUAGUAUUAUAUUUAAGUACGCGCAGCCGACAACGGCCAAGUCCGAACAACGCCGCUCGAGAAAACGACCCGGCUAUCGGAAUUUUGUCGAAUUUUCGUACCAGUUCGAGGACCGAAUAAUUAUUAUUCGUCGGCGAACACGCACGAAAACUCGACAAAAUUAAUGCGAUCAAUAUACAAGCCGCAACACGUGAAGACGGUAGUGUAUACAUAAUAUUAUUAUAUUAAUAUAUAACAUACAUCGUUACGAAUUACGAGCGGCCGAUCAGGGUGGUCUGCGCCGGGUUAGUCCCUUUACGCGAGUUUCACAGAAACAAAACUUAAAAAAAAAAGAAGAAAACAUUCGUUCGCCCCGGGACGCCGGUGCAGGUCUCUCGGGACGCAUCGGACUCGCGCGAGCAUAUGGUUGCCAUCACCCAAAGACCACCGAAACGGCGUCUCGUGUAUAAUUAAUAUAAUACUAUAAAUCAUAUAUUAUUGGGUCGCGUAUAACGUAUAAUAGUAAUAUAUAUACACGUGUAAUAUAUAACACGUUCGUCGAGGAAAACCCGAAAAUCGCGUCGAAUUUGCGUGUGCUCCUACUUGGACCUACUGCGACGGGACGAGAGCAGCACACGUGUUCGCCUUGACGUGCUGCGGCAGUACAAUAAUAAUAUGUUUGCACUGGAUAAGACGUCGUGAUUUAUAGUUAUCGGCCGCGAUAAGAACCAAGCGUGCAGUGUAUAUAUCGUUAUAGUCAACAGACCAUAUUUUUAUUACUAUUAUUGUAUAAUAUUAUUAUUGUAACGUCGAGUCAUAUAUAUAUAUCAUAAAAUAUAGUUCAUUACGAUCGUAACCCGCAGCAGUUCGCGCACAUACGGCGGGCGUCGAACCAUACGGAUUCCUCUGUUUGUAUAUUGCGCAGCUAACCGUUAAAACAUCGAAGCGGAUAUUAUGCGCGCAUCUCUAGUCCGUCCUCGUUUACCAAUCGGUUCUACACAAAUGUGCAGAAUCGUGUAAUAAAAUAUAUAUUAUGAUGUUAUGGCCUCUGUGUUAGGUAUUUUUUUGUUAUUACCAUUAUCAUUCAGGUGCGUUGGCUACUUGCCGAGCCGCGUCGGGCUCCGUAUUUUCAACGCAACUUGGACAAUAUUGAACACGACACGACUCGGCGAUUAGCGAACGCGGCUUUAUUAUUAUUAAUAAUAACAUUAUAUACGCAUUCGCCCCACAUAUACAAAAUAUUAUGUUCGAAAAAAAUGACCCAAAAAAAUAUUUUCACAACAGUUUAUCUGUUAUUACUUUUCUGUACAUAUACAUAACAUUAUUAUUGCGAUUUCAAUUGCAUUUUUAGCGUAUUAUUAUUGGCCGUUGUACCGAUGAUUAUUAUCCGAUACGCUUACGCAGAGUUAUACGCGUGGUAGCGGAUCAGUACAAUUUUUAGGCACGAUAAAAUAAAAUGUGUACAUUUUCAGAAAAAAAAAAAAAAAAACAUAAAAAAAACUUUUUACCGGC
This is a messenger RNA of Acyrthosiphon pisum (pea aphid), 3141 nucleotides long. Its product is annotated as tissue-resident T-cell transcription regulator protein ZNF683. Gene Ontology annotation, biological process: regulation of transcription by RNA polymerase II. NCBI's taxonomy places the organism in Eukaryota, Metazoa, Arthropoda, Insecta, Hemiptera, Aphididae. The transcript is spliced from 5 exons. The coding region runs from base 295 to 1422 and encodes 375 amino acids. The record is from RefSeq and is a predicted model, not a curated record. Gene Ontology annotation, molecular function: RNA polymerase II cis-regulatory region sequence-specific DNA binding; DNA-binding transcription factor activity, RNA polymerase II-specific.